Molecule: messenger RNA, 2455 nt
Organism: Octopus bimaculoides (California two-spot octopus)
Lineage: Eukaryota; Metazoa; Mollusca; Cephalopoda; Octopoda; Octopodidae
Product: ran GTPase-activating protein 1
Biological process (GO): nucleocytoplasmic transport; signal transduction; activation of GTPase activity
Cellular component (GO): nucleus; perinuclear region of cytoplasm; cytosol
Molecular function (GO): GTPase activator activity; small GTPase binding
Source: RefSeq, a predicted model, not a curated record
UAAAGAGAGUAACCGGGAAUUUUCAAUUCCUUUUCACCGCCAUUCUUUGAAACUUCUUGUCGGGUUUUGCUAGCUUAAAUUUAGUUGGGUCUCCUGGUUUGUUUCUCUUUGCUAUUUGUACGCGCUGUUAUGUCCUCCCCUUUUGUGUUCAAGUCUGCGGACACGCCGACUACAUCGGAUCCGAACGAUGUUUCCAGUAUAACAUCAUUACUUUCGCAAACUACAGUAGAAGAUGAGAAAAACGAGUUAAGCUUCUCUGGCCGGUCUCUGAAAUUGAACGAGGCUGAAGAUGCACAAGAAAUCAUUGAUGCAAUCAAUGAUUUCAAGAAUAUGUGUGUGUUACGUAUGGAUGGGAAUACAGUAGGACUGAAUGCUGCUAAGGCAAUUGCAAAGAGUUUGGAAAAUCAUCCAGAAUUUAAAAGAGCUCUAUGGAGUGAUAUAUUUACUGGACGACUAAGGGAGGAAGUUCCACCCUCAUUGAAAGCUUUAGGUGCAGGUGUUAUGACAGCAGGAGCUCAUCUGGUGGAACUAAAUCUCAGUGACAAUGCAUUUGGUGCUAUUGGUGUGGAAGGAAUUGAAGAACUCUUGCUCAGCAGCUGCUGUUAUUCUUUGAAAGAGCUUUACCUGAACAAUAAUGGACUUGGUAUCAGUGGUGGAAAGCUGCUGGCCAAAACUAUGUUGAAGUGUCAUGAAACCAGUGUGGCUGCUGGCACACCAUUUCAGUUGAGUGUUUUUGUAUCUGGACGGAACCGGUUGGAAAACGAAGGAGCUACUGCUCUUGCACAGGCCUUUAAGACCAUUGGUUCAUUGGAGCGUAUUGAAAUGCCACAGAAUGGAAUCCAACAUAAGGGUAUUUUGGCCCUUGCUAAGGCUUUGGCCUCAAACCCUUCCUUAAGAACUCUUAACCUCAAUGAUAACACAUUUUCAGAAAACGGAGCUCAAGCUAUGGCUGAAGUCCUUCCAAAACUGCAGAGGCUUGAAGUAAUUAAUUUUGGUGAUUGUCUUCUGAAGACUGGAGGUGCAAAAGCUAUAGGUGAAAGUUUGAAGACAUCACACACAUGUUUAAAACAACUUAUAUUAAGUGGUAAUGAAAUAGGAAGAGACGGCGCCACUAUUGUAAUCAAAGCAAUGCAGAAUAAAGAAAAUUUGGAAUUUGUAGAGCUCAAUGAAAAUUGCAUAGGUGAGGAUGGAAUAGAGAACAUUAAGGUUUAUAUGGAGUCUAUUGGGAAACUUGAUUCUCUUGGCUCAUUCAGUGAUGAUGAAGGUGAUGAUGAAGAGGAGGAAGAGGACGAGGACGAGGAUGAGGAAGAAGAAGAAGAGGAAGAGGAGGAAGAAGAAGAAGAGUAUGAAGAUGAAGACAUUGAAGGAGAGGAAUAUAUGGAUAGCCUUAAAGCCAGCGAAUUGAUGAAGACUCCACCACAUAAGGUGUCUGCCAGGGAUUUCCUUGCCUUCCCGUCACCUAGUAAACUAUUACAAAUGGGUACUGCUGAUACAAUAACAAAAAACAUUAAAGCAGAACUUGGGGAAUCUUGUACAAAUGUUGAUGAAGUUGUUAAAACUUUCUUAAAGAUAGCAUCUGUUGUGGAUUCUCAAAAUGAAAAGUUAAAGAAAACUGCCAACCAGUGUACAGAUUCCUUAUUUUCAGAGCUUUUAAAAGCAAAUCCAGAAGAAAAUACCUCAUUAUUGUUCAACUCACUCUUAGUCCACAUGGGUUUACUUAAGGGAGAAGACAAGAAAUAUAAAUCACCUGGAGACCUCAAUGGUACCUUGAUAGUUCUAGAACAUUGUGUACAACAGGCUUACUUCCCGAGCUUUGGGCGAGAUAUUCUCAGUGCAUUCAUUAGCCGGCCAUCCACGAUGUUAGAAAAUUGUAGUGAAAUGCAGCACAAGUUUUUGCAGACUGUCAACAAAUUUUGAGAAACCUUCUGCACUAUCACCACCACCACCACCACCAUCAUCAUCAUCAACAUCAUCAUCACCAUCUUAUUUACACACCUCUGCACUACACACCAAGAUUGUUUAUACAAUUGCCCAUCUCCCUCAUCCCAUCCUGACCUCAUGAAUGGAAUGCUUUGGGAAAGCCAUAAUAUUAUUUACAGUGUAUGUAUACACAACGAAAACAUUGAAUAAACACAUACAGGAAAACUAGAAAACAACAAAAAGGACAAUUGGUGAAAAAUUUUUAGUGAGACAAUGAAAAGGAUGUAUAUUUUUCCCCAGACACACAACACAAUGGCUGUAGCUACUGUAAGAUUUGAACUGGUUAAAAUGUGAACUUUAGUGAUCAAGGUCUUUAUCUUGCUUUACAGUCAUUUAUGUCUCCUUUCAGCUUUCUCAAUUUGGAAAUAUUUCUUUUUUGCAGUUGGCCAUAAAACAUGGUUGUUGCAGUGAAAUAAAAUUAUUUUCUUUUCAAUUCUGAGAAUUGUCAAACGGCUAUAAAGAAAUUUAAAAAUAA